This is a messenger RNA of Cokeromyces recurvatus, 594 nucleotides long. RefSeq lists its product as uncharacterized. The coding region runs from base 1 to 594 and encodes 197 amino acids. The transcript is spliced from 3 exons. NCBI's taxonomy places the organism in Eukaryota, Fungi, Mucoromycota, Mucoromycetes, Mucorales, Mucoraceae. The record is from RefSeq and is a predicted model, not a curated record.
AUGAAUGACGGCCGAUAUAAGUAUAAUGCUGAUGGAACGCUCAUAGUCAAUGAUCUCUCUGCAAUUGAAAUCCUUUUGACCGAAGUGUCGUCUGGAUAUGGCUCAAAUGAGACUGGUAAAAUAAGUUUUGACCAUUAUAAAGCCAUGUGUGGUAUGUUGGCAAUGAUACGAACAGUGGCGCAGUUAUACGACAAAGCCUCAUUCAACACUUUCACAAAAUUGAAGAUCCAUUUCCUGCAUGCCCAUGGCAAUUCCAUCAGACAUUGGUCAAUGUCAACACAGGCACCCGGAAUCUAUAUCAUGACCAAAGAGCAGAGGGUGAAUGUACCUAUCAGUUUUUCUGAAAAAGAUAUUACAGUUCUUCCGUUUAUCUGCUUCUUUAAAACACUUGCUAUUGCUUGCGAGGAAACUUUAUUAGUGCUGAAGGAGCUCAAACAAGAAUAUAAACCGAUUUUACGAUCAAAGGACAAGAAGCCACAAAAACUUUGCAGAAUUGUAAAUCCAAUGAUAAUUUGCUUAAAUGAAAGAAAGCAUACAAGUAUUGUAGCAGGGCAUGGUCCUAUGAGCAUGCCCAGCAGCCCAAUGCACGAUUAA